Molecule: messenger RNA, 3091 nt
Organism: Gopherus flavomarginatus (Mexican gopher tortoise)
Lineage: Eukaryota; Metazoa; Chordata; Testudines; Testudinidae
Gene: GALM
Product: galactose mutarotase
Exons: 8
Coding region: 978-2081 (367 amino acids)
Biological process (GO): beta-D-galactose catabolic process via UDP-galactose, Leloir pathway; glucose metabolic process
Molecular function (GO): aldose 1-epimerase activity; carbohydrate binding
Source: RefSeq, a predicted model, not a curated record
GAAAUUUAACUUUUUCUUCUAAUGAAAGCUGAAAUUCUCCCAUAAUCACCUGAUUCCAGGAACUGGGGCUUUAAAUUCAUAGAAUUUGCACAAAAGUUGGCAACACUGAUAUACCAGGCCCCUCAAAUCUUGCUGCCCUGACAUCUUGAUUUUUGGGGGCCAGACUCCUGGUUUUUGAAUGCAUGGGGUUCACAAUACUGCACAAGUUCAGUUUAAGUCAGAGAGCUGCAGGUGCUGAGCACAUCACUGAAAAUCAGGCAAUAGGUCAUGUGCAACACCUAGUCAUUCAGGCACCCAAAUUAGUUGAUAUGACACUUAAAAGUUUUAGCCUGUGUAAUUCACUCAGGAUCACACAGCAAGUCAGUGUUAGAGUUGGGUCUCUUGCCUCCCCUGCUCUUAUCACUUAACGCUAUCUCCUAACCAUAUGCUGCAUCAAAUAGCAAAAAUAUAAGUUGGUUGGUUAUACCUGCUAUAAUGGUUCAACAGCAGAUUCUUACUCAUGGAGCAAUUUCUCAGAAGAUACUCUCAGGAAACUUUAAAUUUCAGGAAGUCCUAGAACCCCAAAAUAUAUAACAUUGAAUACAAGUAAUGACAUUUCUCCCAUAUUGGCAGCUGGCCCCCUCCCCUUCCCAGGAAACAGCAGGGAGAUUGCAGGAGAGCCAUGUAAGAGGAAUGGGAAGUGUUAUAUAACCAUCACAAAAGGGACAGCCACCCUCACUAUUGUAAACAGAGUUACCAUGGACACCCCAGAGAAUGGCAAAGGAAGCAGGCACAGAGCCAACUUCUGAUCAGGCUCUCAUGCAGCUCUGUCAGCCUCCGACCCAGUGUUUAGCCUCCAAACUGCCUUGCUUUGAAGGAGUAAGAGACAGCUCUUGUGCCAUUGUGGGGUAACAUGGCCCAGGGUUCACCAUGUUACGUGAGAAAGGAUUACUCUAUUGCAGAUUUACCCUGCAAGAGACAUCCCGCUGCGAGGUGAAAUGACAGAGGUGACCAGAGAGGUGUUUGGACACUUGCCCCAGAAGGGAGGAGGAGGGGCUGUUGAAAAGUUCCUGCUGAAAUCAGACAGUGUUAAAGUGGAGAUUAUCUCCUUAGGCUGUAUAAUCACGGCACUGGAAACCAAAGGCAGGGAUGGGAAGCUCUCCGACAUUGUCCUGGGUUUUGAUCACUUGGAAGGUUAUGUCAACAAACACCCCUACUUUGGAGCCACUAUUGGGCGAGUUGCUAAUAGAAUUGGUAAUGGGAAAUUCACGGUGGAAGGAAAAGAGUAUCAGUUGGCCCUCAACAACCCACCCAACUGUCUGCAUGGAGGGAACAAAGGGUUUGACAAGGUUCUCUGGACCCCGGAGGUGCUGCUAAAUGGCAUACGCUUCUCCAGAACAAGCCCAGAUGGUGAGGAAGGGUAUCCUGGGGAACUAAAAGUCUGGGUGACCUACACACUCGAUGGUGGGGAACUCACAAUAAACUACCGAGCUCAAAGCAGCAGCACUACUCCUGUUAGCCUGACAAACCAUGCCUACUUCAAUCUAGCAGGCCAGGGAUCACAUGAUAUCUACAACCAUAUGGUCUCCAUAGAAGCAGACUCUUACUUGCCUUUGGAUGACACCCUGAUCCCUACUGGAGAGGUGGCUGCGGUGCAGGACACAGCUUUUGAUCUGAGGAAGCCGGUAGAGCUUGGAAGACACAUGCAGAAGUUUCAGCUCCCUGGCUUUGACCAUAACUUCUGCCUGGAACAGUCGGAGGCUCGACGCUACUGUGCAAGGUUCCGUUCCUUCCCCAUCUUGCUAUCUGUCCUUGCUCCCUGGGUACAAAACUGCAUCUCUUUAUACAGAGCACAUCAUCCCCCUAGUGGCAGGACGAUGGAGGUUUACACCACUCAGCCUGGAAUCCAGUUCUACACUGGAAAUUUCCUGGACGGCUCGCUGGAGGGCAAAGGGGGCUCUGUGUAUCCCAAGCAUUCAGCCUUCUGCCUUGAAACACAGAACUGGCCGGAUGCAGUUAAUAAGCCCCAUUUCCCCAGUGCACUGCUGUGGCCAGGAGAGGAGUACAACCACACAACUUGGCUCAAGUUUACUGCAGCUUGAGGAGUCACCUCUGCAGCCACAAGAAGAAAUUCAUCACAAAGUGCUCUGAGUAGUGGGAAGGGAGCAGGGGAAAUCACUUAAAAUAGCAGCAGGAGCUCCCAGAUUUCUCCAGUGUAGGCAGAUGUGGCAGGUGCAGGCACAUCUCUUAGGGACGGAGUUUGUAAAAGCUCUCGACACUGGCUUGACAGUUCCCAUUGGUAAAGCUCCCCUUGAUGUCAGAAGGAGAGUUAGGCCAGCACUGAGGCCCUGAUCCCCAAAGGGACUUAUGCACCUAACUGCCGUUGAUUUCAGUAGGAAUUAAGCACCUAAAUACCUUUAAAACCUGGCCCUUAGUGGCUACAAAACUUGUCUUCCUCAUCCAUCAAUUCGAUCAUGUCAAGGCCUCUUUUAAACUCCUCUCCCCUUUCUCCUUCCCCGGCGGGUAGUGUUCAAUGUAUCGGGUAAUCAAUUUAUCGUGUCUCAUCUAGACGCGAUAAAUGGAUCCGUGAAUCGACACCUGUACUCCACCUUGAUGGGGGAGCCGCAGCAGUCGACUCGCUGCCGUGAGGACAGCCAGGUAAGUCAAACUAAGAUACUUCGACUUCAGCUACACUAUUUGCGUAGCUGAAGUUGCAUAUCUUAGUUCAAACGCCCCUUCUAGUGUAGCCCAGGCCUUAUAGUCCUUUAUACAUCCAAGGAUCACAGCCCUUUUGGCAACACUAUCAUGGGACCUCAUAUUCAGCUGAUUAUCCACUGUGAUCCCAAAUCUUUGCUUUCUAGAAGAAUCCCCCCCAUCUUGUAAGCAUGGCCUUGGUUCUUUGUUCCUAGAUGUAUAACUUUAGAUUUGGCAAUGCUGAAAUGCAUAGUUUGCUUGUGUGCCGUUUACAAAGCAAUCCAGAACACACUAUCAAUGUCCUCUUCAUUAUUAUUACCAAACCACUCCCCUGUUUUCGUGUCAUCUGUAAAAUUAUCAGUAAUGCUUUUUCUUCCAGGUCAGUGAUAAAAAUAAACAGCAAAGCACCAAGAACCAA